AUGACCGUCCUGCUGUGGAUCGUGACCAACUUCAUCCGAUGGGUGCGGUUGAAGAUCUACCAGUACGAGGUGACUUUCGCCAUUUACAUGCUCACCCCGACGGAAAAGUUCAUCUUCAACUCGCUGCUCCUCACUCUCAUCACCAUGAUCGCUACCGGCAUCUACAUCUACCUCCCGGACCACCUCCGCUCCAUCUACGGCCACAUGUACUACUACUGGGCCGGCGAGCGGCCCUUCAUCCCGAGCCGCUUGACAUCCCUCAGCUCGGUCCUGGGGGAAAGCGCCACACAGGGUCUAGAGGUCGUCUACGAGACCGCAAAGAACACGGUCGCUGCCGCGGCCACGACCGAGCAGAUUGUGGCCGAUGAAUUGUGA
Messenger RNA from Penicillium alfredii, 375 nucleotides. Its product is annotated as serine palmitoyltransferase small subunit family protein. NCBI's taxonomy places the organism in Eukaryota, Fungi, Ascomycota, Eurotiomycetes, Eurotiales, Aspergillaceae. The transcript has 2 exons. The record is from RefSeq and is a predicted model, not a curated record. The coding region runs from base 1 to 375 and encodes 124 amino acids.